AUGGCUAACGAUAACAACCAUGCCAAGCCAUUUGAAUGGUUAUCUGGUGGUCUGUUUUUUGGGAAAAAAGAUGGAAUUGAUAGCGUUGACUCGUGUAAGGACGCAUCUGUAUUACUGAAAGGCAUCGACGAAAACUUGUCGUCGAUCCUUGAUGAAAGCAUUGACACGGAGGAGCAGGAAUCGAAGGAUGAUGGUGAGAAAAAGGGUCCUUCUCCCUCGGCAUUCUUGGCAUCUCGUCUAGCAAGAUUGAGGUUUUUGUUGUACGACGAAAGAUCGCAGCAAGACAAUCGACGCCCAGUGGUUGCAACUGCAACCAUGCGGAGCCUAACCGGAGAGAAACACCGGCAGCUUAUGCCAAAACUGAUUGAAAAUCUUCAAAACUUGCCAUUUGAAAGUAGAAAGCAUGUGGCUGCGAUAUUCAACUAUCUUCUUGUCUGUGGAUUUGAGGGAGUUGAUAGGGAUGGCUAUGUUUCGAUCAUGAACACCUUUCGUGACUACGUUGGUGUUCAUUUCGAUCGAAUUCUCACAUCUAUUGUUCAAGGUCAUGAAGUCACAGUUGCAGGAUCAUCAGACAUUGGGCUUCAUUGUGGCGCCAUGUAUCGCUCUUGUUUCAAGCAUGUUGAUCUGUAUCGACGGCUGGUAUCCUCAACGGAAAAUGUCGAGAAGUACAUAUUUCCUUUUCUGGAUAAGUUUGUUCACCUUCCAAACUUUGAUGUUUCUAGUGAUGCAAUGGAGUCACUUCGAUUCGUUUUUAUUGCAGGAAGCGAUACUCAAGCUGGUGAUGAUAGUGCUCAAGGUGAAUUCGCCGACUUAGUGGCUUCGUUUCUGAUACGAGAUUACGACGCAAUAUGGGAUGCUCGCUUCAAUCUACGGUUAAUGUCUGAUGAAGCAAACUAUAUGACCAAGCGGAUUGCGCUUCAGAUUCUGUCCACUGUACUGCUGACAAGAUCGAAUUAUGCUGUGAUGAUAAAGUAUGUCAAUUCUCGAAGAAAUCUCAUUCUUGUCAUGAAGCUGCUUCGUGAUACAUCCCCGCACAUCACACUUGACGCCUUUCAUGUGUUCAAAGUGUUUGUCGCAAAUCCAAGCAAGAUCCCGGAGGUUGAAAAGAUACUUAGAGACAAUAGCGAAAAGCUCUGUGCCUAUCUUGAAACUCUGCACAAAACCAAAGAGGACUCAGACCAACAGUUUCGAGACGAAAAGGCACUAAUUAUUGCUACAAUAAGAGGGUUAUAG
Cylindrotheca closterium is the source of this 1233-nucleotide messenger RNA. NCBI's taxonomy places the organism in Eukaryota, Bacillariophyta, Bacillariophyceae, Bacillariales, Bacillariaceae. The record is from the annotation of a GenBank genome assembly.